This is a messenger RNA of Oncorhynchus tshawytscha (Chinook salmon), 2144 nucleotides long. RefSeq names its product protein mono-ADP-ribosyltransferase PARP3-like. Gene Ontology annotation, molecular function: NAD+ poly-ADP-ribosyltransferase activity. The record is from RefSeq and is a predicted model, not a curated record. Gene Ontology annotation, cellular component: site of double-strand break. The transcript has 9 exons. NCBI's taxonomy places the organism in Eukaryota, Metazoa, Chordata, Actinopteri, Salmoniformes, Salmonidae. Bases 1 to 1869 code for a protein of 622 amino acids.
AUGCCAGGGCUUGUCUGUGUCUGCUGCUUCUACUGUAUCUGCUGCUUCUACUGUAUCUGCUGCUUCUACUGUAUCUGCUGCUUCUACUGUAUCUGCUGCUUCUACUGUAUCUGCUGCUUCUACUGUAUCUGCUGCUUCUACUGCGUCUGCUGCUUCUACUGUAUCUGCUGCUUCUACUGUAUCUGCUGCUUCUACUGUAUCUGCUGCUUCUACUGUAUCUGCUGCUUCUACUGUAUCUGCUGCUUCUACUGCAUCUGCUGCUUCUACUGUAUCUGCUGCUUCUACUGUAUCUGCUGCUUCUACUGUAUCUGCUGCUUCUACUGUAUCUGCUGCUUCUACUGCGUCUGCUGCUUCUACUGUAUCUGCUGCUUCUACUGUAUCUGCUGUUUCUACUCUAUCUGCUGCUUCUACUGCGUCUGCUGCUUCUACUGCAUCUGCUGCUUCUACUGUAUCUGCUGCUUCUACUGUAUCUGCUGCUUCUACUGUAUCUGCUGCUUCUACUUAAUUAAUAUACUAAACUAUUCACCGGUUGAGCAUCUAGGAUUGAAGCACGAAAUCCUUUCUCCUCACCUACAGGGAGAAAUAGGCCAGUCAAAACUAUCAGUCCCCUAUGCCAGCCCAGACAAAGCCAUCAAAGACUUUGAGAAGAAGUUCACAGACAAGACGAAGAACAGCUGGAAGGAGCGGGACAACUUUGUGUCUCGCCCGGGGAAGUACACCCUGAUAAAGGUGGAUGGAGGCCAGGAUGCAGAGGUCAAGGUGGACAAUGUUGAGGGGAAGAUUGUCAAGGGGACCCAAAACAUUCUGCCUUGCACCCUGAAUAACCCCACACAGAAGCUCAUCCAUCUAAUAUUUAGCAACGACAUGUUCAAAAAGGCCAUGGAGUGCAUGGACCUGGACAUAAAGAAGAUACCCUUGGGGAAGCUGAGCAAGCUGCAGAUCACGAAGGGCUUUAAAGUGCUGGAGGAGAUUGAGGGAGCUAUGAACGCCAGCCAGACCAGCAGGGCCAAACUGGAGGAGCUCUCCUCCAAGUUCUUCACCAUCAUCCCACACAUCUUUGGACGCAAAAGGCCCCCGGUCAUCGACAGCUCUGAGAUCAUAGAGAAGAAGAAGGAGAUGCUUCUGGUGCUGGCUGAUAUAGAGAUAGCCCAAGACCUGAAGGCUGAGACUGAGAAGACCCAGGAGCUGAUGGAGGUAGAGAAAGUACCUCAUUCACUGGACCAGAACUAUCUGUCUCUCAACUGCAAACUCUGUCUACUAGAAAGAGAAACACAGGAAUUCAAGGUAAUUGAGAAAUACCUGAAGGCCACUGUACAUAGCCACAGCCAGCCAAAGAUUAUAGAUGUCUGGGAGGUAGAGAGUGAGACUGAGGCGGAGCGGUUCAGGGAGAAUGACAACCUGGGGAACCGGCGUCUGCUGUGGCACGGCACCAACUUGGCAAUGGUUGCGGUCAUCUUGAAAGGUGGCCUAUAUAGUCACUUCAUGCCCCAGUCAGGGGGCUGCGCAGGCAGGGGCAUCUACUUUGCCUCGGAGAUCAGCAACUCUUCUAAUUACAUGCAUACAUCUGAAGGCAUCGAGGUGAUGUUUCUGAAUGAGGUGGUGCUAGGGAAGGAGCACACCAACACGAAGGAUGACAGCUCCCUGAUGAAGGCUCCUGAUGGCUACGACAGCGUGGUGGCUCGAGGACAGGUGGAACCAGACCCGUCCAAGGACAUCUUCCUGACACUGGAUGGUAAGCAGGUGGCUGUGUCUCAGGGUAAACCCACCAAGCAGCCCCAGUACAAGGACAGCUACUUCUGCAACAGCGAGGACCUGGUCUACAAGGGAAACCAGUGUCGCAUCCGCUACCUGCUGGAGCUCAAGUUUUAACUGGAGAGAAGGAGGGAGGGAGGAGGCACCUAUGCAUUCUAGGAGAUGGUAUUAUUCAAGUAAUUAAAGUUUUUGUUAUUAAUAGACACCUCUGUCACUGUGUGCAAUAUCCAACCAAAGUUCCCUAUAAUAUCAUAUAUAUACUCUGUGCCUUAUCCUUUAUAGUAUCCUAACAGGUUUUGAGUGAACAGUCUUCCAUGGUCUAUUGCAGUGGUUCCCAAACUUUUUAUUGUCCAGUACCCCUUCAAACAUUUAACCUCCAGCUGCGUACUCCC